Molecule: messenger RNA, 1852 nt
Organism: Perognathus longimembris pacificus (Pacific pocket mouse)
Lineage: Eukaryota; Metazoa; Chordata; Mammalia; Rodentia; Heteromyidae
Gene: Aamp
Product: angio associated migratory cell protein
Exons: 11
Coding region: 117-1424 (435 amino acids)
Cellular component (GO): cytosol
Molecular function (GO): protein binding
Source: RefSeq, a predicted model, not a curated record
GGAGUCGCCGACUCCUACUUCCUCUCGGGAGGAGGGGCUCGAGUUCCGCGUCGUCGCGCAGAGCUGACUCUGGGAGGCGUUUGGGCCCAGAGAAGUGGUUCGGCUGCCUGCGCCGCAUGGAGUCCGAAUCGGAAAGCGGGGCCGCCGCUGACACCCCUCCGUUGGAGACGCUGAGCUUUCACGGCGAUGAAGAGAUUAUCGAAGUGGUAGAACUGGAUCCCGGCCCGCCGGACCCGGAUGAUCUGGCUCAAGAGAUGGAAGAUGUGGACUUCGAAGAAGAGGAAGAAGAUGAAGAGGGCAAUGAGGAGGGUUGGGUCCUGGAACCCCAGGAAGGGGUAGUCGGCAGCAUGGAGGGCCCUGAUGACAGCGAGGUGACCUUUGCGUUGCACUCAGCAUCUGUGUUUUGUGUGAGCCUGGACCCCAAGACCAACACCUUGGCAGUGACAGGGGGUGAAGAUGACAAAGCCUUCGUGUGGAGGCUGAGUGACGGGGAGCUGCUCUUUGAGUGUGCAGGCCAUAAAGACUCUGUGACUUGUGCUGGUUUCAGCCAUGACUCCACUCUAGUGGCCACGGGAGACAUGAGUGGUCUCUUAAAAGUGUGGCAGGUAGACACCAAGGAGGAGGUCUGGUCCUUUGAAGCAGGAGACCUGGAGUGGAUGGAGUGGCACCCCCGGGCACCUGUCCUGCUGGCAGGCACGGCCGACGGCAACACCUGGAUGUGGAAGGUCCCGAAUGGUGACUGCAAAACCUUCCAGGGCCCCACCUGCCCAGCCACCUGUGGCCGUGUCCUCCCUGACGGGAAGAGAGCUGUGGUAGGCUAUGAAGAUGGCACCAUCCGGAUUUGGGAUCUGAAGCAGGGAAGCCCCAUCCAUGUCCUGAAAGGCACUGAGGGUCACCAGGGACCUCUGACCUGUGUUGCCACCAACCAAGAUGGAAGCCUGAUUCUGACUGGUUCUGUGGACUGCCAGGCCAAGCUGGUCAGUGCCACUACUGGCAAGGUGGUGGGUGUGUUCAGACCUGAGACUGUGGCCUCCCAGCCCAGCCUGGGCGAGGGGGAGGAGAGCGAGUCCAACUCAGUGGAGUCCCUGGGCUUCUGCAGUGUGAUGCCUCUGGCUGCUGUUGGCUACUUAGAUGGAACCCUGGCCAUUUAUGACCUGUCUACACAGACACUCAGGCAUCAGUGUCAGCACCAGUCGGGCAUUGUGCAGCUGCUGUGGGAGGCGGGCACCGCCGUGGUGUACACUUGCAGCCUGGAUGGCAUCGUGCGCCUCUGGGAUGCCCGGACUGGCCGUUUGCUCACCGACUACAGGGGACACACGGCCGAGAUCCUGGACUUCGCCCUCAGCAAAGAUGCCUCCCUGGUGGUAACUACGUCAGGAGACCACAGAGCGAAAGUAUUUUGUGUCCAGAGGCCUGACCGUUAAUGGCUGCUGUCUCUGGUGUGGUGUCUGGUGUGGCGGGGGAUGAAGGGAGGAUUCUCCUCCACCCCUCCACCACCACCACCAGCAGAGGUGUGGGGUACAGAGAAAAGAGGGGAGGGGGCUCGGACUACUUUGCAACCUCUUCAACUGAUCUGUCCCCUCUCUGUCCUUCUCUUGAGACCCACCCUUGUCCUGCGGCCUCCCUCCCUCCCCACCCCUGUCUCCAUUGCCCUUCGGGGCCCUUCCGGGGAGGGCAGACCUCUUUCUCUUUCACUUUCCUUUGCUGGUGUGAGCCAUGGGGUCCGUAUUUGUAUGUGGGGAGUAGGUCUUUGAAGUUCCCGUUCUUUCCCUUCCCAAGUCUCAGGGGAUGGAAAGGAGGAAGAGAUACUAGUUACAGAUUUUAAAAAUGUAAAUAAAAUAUACUUCCCAGA